Molecule: messenger RNA, 1487 nt
Organism: Lemur catta (Ring-tailed lemur)
Lineage: Eukaryota; Metazoa; Chordata; Mammalia; Primates; Lemuridae
Product: STING ER exit protein-like
Exons: 2
Coding region: 469-1137 (222 amino acids)
Source: RefSeq, a predicted model, not a curated record
GAGCGCGCGGCAAAUUGGGCGGGAAGAGGCAAAAAAGGAUUAGGGUGCGCGCCGUGGCGAUUCCAGGUCCCGCCGUUGCGCGAGGGAAAGGCGGGACGCGCGGGUCGGUACUCGGCCCGGACGAACGCCCCCGUUUCCACAGCCCACAUUUGCGUCUCCCGCCCUCCCCGGCGCCCCCACCCCGCCCGGGCUACGGAACACGCUGAGCGGCGGUUAUGGUGGAUCCACAAACAGUUCCUCUGAUUACCGCUUUCUGAUUUCAGUCGUCAUAAAUAGUAUACAUUUUUCCUCUCUUAUUUUCAGAGUACCAUCUCAGAAUUCUGUGAUUACCUUAAAGUCAUCCUCAACAAAUAAAACAGACUUUAUUUUUUAGAUGAAGGUAAUAGACACAUGGAGUAGAUUUAACUAUUUGUUAGUGCUUAUAAGUCUCAGCUAGGGGGUGAGGUUUUCAGGCUGUUACCCUGAACUAUGCCGAAAGUAGUGUCUCGGUCGGUAGUCUGCUCCGACACCAGGGAUCGGGAGGAAUAUGACGAUGGUGAGAAGCCCCUCCAUGUGUAUUACUGUUUGUGCGGCCAGAUGGUCCUGGUGCUGGACUGUCAGUUAGAGAAAUUGCCCAUGAGGCCCCGGGACCGGUCCCGUGUAAUUGAUGCUGCCAAACACGCCCACAAGUUUUGUAACACAGAAGAUGAGGAAACCAUGUAUCUUCGGAGGCCGGAUGGCAUUGAACGACAGUAUAGGAAGAAGUGUGCGAAGUGUGGACUGCCGCUCUUCUACCAGUCCCAGCCGAAGAAUGCUCCUGUGACCUUCAUUGUGGAUGGCGCAGUAGUCAAGUUUGGCCAGGGUUUUGGGAAAACGACUAUAUAUACGCAGAAACAAGAGCCCCCUAAGAAGGUGAUGAUGACCAAACGGACUAAAGACAUGGGCAAGUUCAGCUCUGUCACUGUGUCCACCAUUGAUGAAGAAGAAGAGGAGAUUGAGGCUAGAGAAGUUGCCGACUCAUAUGCACAGAAUGCCAAGGUGAUCGAAAAACAGCUGGAGCGCAAAGGCAUGAGCAAGAGGCGACUGCAAGAGCUGGCUGAACUCGAAGCCAAGAAAGCAAAAAUGAAGGGGACCUUGAUUGACAACCAGUUCAAAUGACCACGACCUUUCUCUGAGCACAGACUGGAGGCAAGCAUUUAGAUAAGGAAGAAAAGUAACUUCUUCAUUAUAUGGACUGAUUCUUGUAUAUGUCCCAGCUGAAGGCUUUACGUUGCUUCUCAUAGAUUCUCCUACAUUCAGUGAGAUCUUUAACUGAGUCCAUUUGACCUGCUUCCCGGGAAAUGGAUUUUUUAAAAUCUUUUCUGUACUAUUUUUUGUCCAUUUGAUGUAAACUUCACCUACAUAGAAACUAUGAAUAGAUCAAUGCUUGGGUGUCUCUGGUUUCUAAAAUGGUUGUUUUUAUUCCUUCUUCAAAGUUAAUAAAAUGUUUAAAGAUUUUUUGAAAAAAA